Messenger RNA from Cloeon dipterum, 1681 nucleotides. RefSeq names its product putative inorganic phosphate cotransporter. The coding region runs from base 72 to 1574 and encodes 500 amino acids. The record is from RefSeq and is a predicted model, not a curated record. Gene Ontology annotation, molecular function: transmembrane transporter activity. Gene Ontology annotation, cellular component: plasma membrane. The transcript has 10 exons. NCBI's taxonomy places the organism in Eukaryota, Metazoa, Arthropoda, Insecta, Ephemeroptera, Baetidae. Gene Ontology annotation, biological process: monoatomic anion transport; transmembrane transport.
GUGAAACAGUCCUAAUGGGACUGCUUUAGUUUCUUGAAGUAGUUAUGCUGUAACGAUUAUAGAUAGCAGUCAUGACAGAGAAGAGCGAAUGGUGUAGAAGGCUAGGGAAAGCAUGCAUGCCCCAAAGACACGUGCUAGCCAUCAUGGGGCUUUUAGCCGUUGUGAAUGCAUACACAAUGAGGAUUAGCUUAUCGGUGGCUAUUGUAUCAAUGAUAGGAAACCUUGGUCGCGGUAACGGCAAUUCCUCUGCUAUUGUAGACCGCGACCCGAAUUCAUGCCCCUACCCAGACAUCGUUGAAGGAGAAAAAAUAAUAGAAGGAGAGUUUGACUGGGACACCGAGACUGUAGGCAUCAUCUUGGGCUCUUUCUACUGGGGAUAUAUAUUCACACAUUUGCCAGGCGGAAUAUUAUCUGAGAAAUGGGGAGGGAAAUAUCUUCUCAGCGUUGGUAUCCUGAGCACCGCAAUCUUUACUCUAGUUUCACCCGUCGCGGCCAGAUAUGGAGGGCCUAGUUGGUUCAUCGCCGUCAGAGUCCUUAUGGGACUGGGAGAAGGAACGACUUUCCCAGCACUGAACGCGCUUUUAGCCCAAUGGAUUCCUGUUGAAGAACGAGGAUUCUGGGGAACGCUAGUCUUCUCCGGCAGUCAGGUUGGAACGAUUGUCGGAACCGCACUGACUGGGCUCUUGAUCGAGGCAUGGGGAUGGGAAAGUGUUUUCUACUUCUACGGUGGUUGCGCUUUCAUCUGGUUCAUCGUCUUUACUCUUAUUUGCUAUAGUAGACCCGAUGAGCACCCUUAUAUUACGGAAGAAGAGUUGGAAUAUCUUAACGAAAAGCUGGGAGACACUGUCAGCAAGGAUAUCCCACCAAUUCCGUGGAAAUCCGUUGCUACGUCAGUGCCGUUGUGGGGUCUUGUCGUGGCUCAAAUUGGCCACGACUGGGGUUUCUUCACCCUUAUUACAGACCUGCCUCUUUACAUGAAAGAUGUUUUGCACUACAAAGUAGGAAAGAAUGGUCUUGUGUCAUCCCUCCCAUAUGUUGCAAUGUGGUCUGUGUCUUUGUCGUCUGGGCUCCUGGCAGACUGGCUUUUGAAGAAAAAGUAUUUGAGCACUACAAAUGUACGGAAAAUCUUCACUACUGUCGCGUCUGUGCUGCCUGCUGUGGGCUUGCUUGUUGCUUCAUAUGCGGGAUGCAAUGAGAUCGCCGUGGUAACCAUUUUUUGCGUUUUCAUUGCAUUCAUGGGAGCAUUCUACCCAGGCAUGAAAGUCAACGCACUCGAUCUUAGCCCAAACUAUGCUGGUCUAUUGAUGGCAAUAGUAAAUGGAAUCGGCUCUCUUUCUGGGAUCGUCACUCCAUACGUGGCAGGCGUAAUUGCAAAAGACCACACAGCCGAACAAUGGAGGACAGUGUUUUGGAUCGUGUUCGCUGUCAUGAACUUAACCAACUUGGUUUACGUUUUGACCGCGACAGGGAAAGUUCAGCCCUGGAACUGGGGUGAAAAUGGAAAAGAUUUUAACAACGAUCAAAUACAGCGAGGGAAUUCAAAGAAAGCCAUUGAAAUGGAAACAAAGGCUUAAAAAAUAGCGUGCGCUAAUGUUAAAAUAUAAUAAAGUUUAUUUUUUAAUUCCCUUCAUAUGUGUUGCAUUUUUCACAUUUUGUUCUGUUUAACAGUUACGUAAGUAAA